Messenger RNA from Trichoderma asperellum CBS 433.97, 672 nucleotides. RefSeq lists its product as uncharacterized. The record is from RefSeq and is a predicted model, not a curated record. Lineage: Eukaryota; Fungi; Ascomycota; Sordariomycetes; Hypocreales; Hypocreaceae.
AUGGCAAGACUCCUCUUUCCGCAUCUAAUCGCUUUCACGACCGCUUUUAUUACUCUUCGAUUCAUUUUCUCUCAAUCAAAGGCACAAGCGACCAAGGUGGAUGAGAAUAAAAGUCCUUAUUUCGAGGGAGAAUGGGCUAUCCCAACAUUGGAGCCAGGAUUCGAGGCAGAAUAUCGACAGUAUCUACAUUAUCUCGAUAAGGGGCCCCCCGAUUUCAGGAGCGAGUAUGGCAUGAGACCUGGAGCCAAGGUGAAAGGCUGGCCAUCAAAAGGCGGCAUUUAUAUCCUUUACCCUUGCCUCGGCUUUGAACUCAGCUUCCUAGGACUGGACCGAUUUCGCAGUAUACCUCGGCCAUCUCUAUCUGAGCCCAAUGCCACCGCUGAAGAAGACGCACACUGCGAUAAGAUGCGGCAGCUGGGUGCCCAGUGGUGGAAGACUGAGGCCGACUAUAGAGCAUAUAGGUAUCAGCCACACUACAUGGAAGUGAUUGCUGGCUGGCCAGCGGGAGGCGGAGUAUGGGUUUUCAAGACAUCAGAUACGAAAGCUAGAGUAAGAGGUGCCGCCAUCAUUCACAAUGCUUUUAAUAUGGAAGAACGGUGCAAGGCGAUUGAGCAGUUAGGAGGAGUCUUUUUUGAGAAUCCAAAAGACUGUCCAGAUUUAGAUCUACCCUGA